GCCUGCCACCGGUCAACAAGUUCCUGGCGCGUUUCUCCCUCCCAGAUGACCUCUGUUCCGAUACACUCACUAUGGACAGUCUCUCGCGUCUACAGGGUCUCCAUGCAGACCUUGUCGCCUUUACCGAAACAAGACUGGCCAACAUCGACCGCCUAUGGCAGGAACUAGAGGACAGCCUUCAGGACUUCAGGAAGCUGCUGGACAAGACAACACCCACGAGUGCUGAUCGAGACGCUUACAACAAUGGGAAACUCAGCGUUGACGACCAGGAAUAUGCCAUCAAUGAUGAAUUCAAGCAUAUCAGCCGGGCUGUUGCAACCACCCUUGACCUAGACGAAAUCGAGGCCGGACGGCUGCUGAUCCAGAGCCAGACCGAUGUCCAUACCACAGAGGACUCUUUUGUGAUGGACGCAGUGAGCAAGUUUCACAAUCGCAGAGACCUUCUACUCCAAUCCCUCCGAAUUACUCUCCAACAGUCGCUCAAUUUAGAACCCGGUGAUGCAGUCAAACGAGUCUUUGAGACCACCGUUGCCCGGGUUUUGGAGAUUGAUGGUGGUGUUCCCAGCAACGGGUCAAUCUUCGCCAGAAAAUGCUUGAGUACAUUGGAGGAUGUUGAAAAGUUACAAGCCAAGGUUGCGGACGCGCUUCAGAGCAAAGCGGUUCUAGGCGGGCCUCGGGGUCCCGAGUUUUAUGCCACCCUUGAAUUCCAGCGAGACAGUCUAUUCAAACAACAUGAAGCCCUGGCUUGUAUUCUCGCGUAUUUAUUUCAAGGAGACUACACCAACCAGGAAGAUCUACGAAAGCUUCACGGUGUACUGCCGCGCUGGAAUCGCCUCGAUUUUAAUCUCAUCCAUUAUCUGCCCGCAUUUUCAGCAGCAUUUCGGCAAUACGGUUCUCCCGAGAGCCACCUUUCCCAAGAGAGCACUGCCUCUCUCGACUCUGUGUUCGGGUCAUUGCCACAAGAUGCUCCUUCCACCCCCAUCAGGCCUUUUCAGGCGGUUUUGAACCUCUGGUGGACCGUUGAAUACAGUGGGAAAUUCCGCGACCUGUCCGAUCAGGACCCUGGAAUGGAGAAGCGGGCAAAUGCAGUCAAGGCGGCAUUGAAGGAAGAUGCCUUGGAAUUCAUGCUUGCAAUAUGUACAAGCACCAAUUCAGAUGUCUGGCGGCAUCCUGCCCGGCAGGAGCUAGUGACUCUGCUUCUCAGUGACACUGCGGGUUUUGCCCUCGAAGGCGAGCAGACGUCAUCCUACUUUCGCUUGCAGUUCAUGCAAUCUCUGGAGAACUUCACCGAGGCAUUUAUUUCGAACAUGCCGGACUCAAUACGAAAGCUCAGGACCGAAGAAGAUGACCAGAGGUUGAAUCAAUUGACAGCACUGCAAGAAGGCUUACCACCUGCCAAUCAAGGCACGAGCGUCAGCAAACUCCAUCUGGAAUGCUUUCUCAUCCUCAUCUCGUUCGCUUUUGAAGGCAGGCCUGAGGCUGCGGAGCAGUGGUGGGAAGACCCUGACAGCAACUUGUAUGGCUUCUUGCAGUGGGCAUCUCGAAGACAAACAGUGCCAAGGGUGAGCGCUUUCUGCGAGCUCUUAUGCUCGAUCUCCGAGGAGCAAGAGUGCGCAGAAGCAGCGCACAAAUUCUUGCUGGACGACUCACAGCCUGCUCAAAUACGAGGUCGACGCAAUCCUUCCAUGAAUUAUCAACAAAUAUUUGCCGAGUUGGAACUUUACGCGCAGAAAGUCCAUGAACAUCCUGUUACAUCUCAACUACCCAAUGUACGGAAGAUCCAGCCCACUGACAUGAACGAGCUGGAGAGCCCUGUCAUGCUCUCCUGCUAUCUCCGCUUACUUGCGCAUCUCAGCCGACAACCCAGUGGUACUCGCCAGUACAUCCUACAAACCGUGACUCCAGCCUUCCCGCAGGCUCUCCUGCUUCUCAGUUCCGGUCCUGUCCCGAGUUAUUUGAGAGCAAGUGUUUUUGCGGCACUGGACGCGCUGUUGACCGACAAGACUGCACAAACUGCUACCACGCUGUGGCAGAUCGUCGACGAGUGGGCGGCAAAUAGCCAUGACAGGGCCCGACCCGCUGCUAGCAAAACGAUAGCACCUCCCAAACCAACGCUGUUCAAUCUACAGAGCACUCUCAAUUCAAUAGCAAUGUCAUUUGAUCAGUAUGACGCCUUUGUCGUGUUCCUGCGCGAUCUGGUUGUCUCUCUGCCUUCCACUGGGCUCGGGACUGAUUUGCUUCCAUUUCCCAAGGAUCUCGGGGCGUCAUAUAGGGCCCCCGGGAUAGCACCCUAUAUCGACUUCGUAUGCGGUCAGGUCUUUGGCAAAGCGAUCCUAGAAGUUACUGACGAGCUUCAACGGUCAAUUGGUUCAUUUCAUUGUCUCGAAUUCGUGGCUGUCGGCCUCGAGGGAUUCAAUGAAGACUAUGUGGCGAUGCUUGAUCGCACGACAUCGGCACAUGAUGCUCUUCAAGACAUGCCGGAGGCAGCUUCAUAUGCUCAGCGCAGUCCAUUUGCGAGACUUAUGCAGUGGAUCCUGAGCAGUGAUGUGAACAGGCCGUUAAUGGAAACCCUCCGCGUAUCUGGAGAAGCUGCGGAAGCAGCUCUUCCGGAUUCGCCCUUGCUCCUCAGUCUACAACGUUCAAUUGAUAUCAUCAAUCGAGUGCUUGACCUGCAGCCAACUUAUUUCGACAUAGUGAGACCGCUGGUGCAGUCCCAGCUAGCACAAGACGGACCUCUUGCUCGGCCAAAUCUAAACAGCUUAGAAGACAGCUUGGCUGCAAAUCCGAAGACCGUGCUCAAUCUUUGUCAGUUUUCUGCUACCGGACAUUCUGAGCUCGCACUUCGUGCUCUAGCUUUGCUGCAGAAGCUCUCGAGCUCCCCCAAGCUCAACAACCAUUUCCUGGCCAGCGAUCCUACCCUAGGUCGAACGCGGAGAAUUGUGGAUAUGUUGGGUCCAGAUCCGGCCUUUGAGCUGGAGCCGAUCGCGAGAAAUCUGUCUGCCAGGCUGCAGUUCGACGUGCGAGAGCUUGAGGAAGGAUUUGGGGCUGUCAGCUACCUCCUCAAAGAUGGGAUUUUAGCCUUUUUCAAUGCAUGCCUCGAAACGCAGCCUGACCUUCCGAACGUCGCGCACCUCCUGUUAGGUUUCGCUAGAUUGGGCGAACGUCUGACCAUUUCCGACUCCAUCGAUGCAGCAACUGCUGUUUUCAACUCCGUCGUUGAUCUGGCCCGGAAUUAUCCCGACGACGAGGAUGGGAUUAUGUCGUCCUGGUUGAUACACAUGAAAGCAGCCGCCCUACGUGUGCUGAGACAUCUAUGGUCGUCCCCGAUAUCCACCGCCAUUGUUGUUGGGCAACUCCGCCGAUUUCAAUUCUUACAGUCUUUGUAUAUCAGCCUUCCCGUUGUCCAUCAGCAAACUCUGUGGGACGGCAAUAGCGUGCUUCACCCGGCUUUCUGGUACACCACAUCGGCAGAAGCCCUUGCCGAGUUUCUCACGUUUCGGGCGUCUUUGUACAACUACACCGUCACUGAAAUACGGUCAGCGGCGAGUGAAGGAUUGUCGACAACACUGCGGCAGACCUUGUCAACUCUACAGGGCAAGACUACAAACGUAGACGGCAGUAUCAUCACCAACCCUGACGUUUUUGCUCUUUUUGACUUCCUCGAACUCGAUCUUUCCGCCAACCUAGAAGUUGACCCUCAAUUAUACCCAGGAGUUGACUUUGAGAUCUAUUUGACAGAGGCCACUGAGAGGCAGCCUAGUGUUUACGAUGUCAAGAUGAUCCGCGAGUAUCUCAAUGCUUAUCGAGCCGACAUCAUACGAAAUCAGGCUACAGCACAAAGCAGCAGCAAAGUCGAUGAACAGAUUCUGAUUGACGAAGCCGACACAAUAUUGGCCAUAAUCGAAGCUCGAAACCGAUCUAUCCUUGCCCACAAAGCCAGAAGCGAUGCGUUGCAUGAGUAUGUGGAAAUGCUCAUCGCUAUCAUUGAAUGUUGUCCCAUGGAGGCCACACCCAAGGCACAAUUUAUCUUGCACAUGCUACAGGUCAUGCUUCCCAAGCUCGAUGUCUUCAUCGUUGAUGGAAGAGCGGACGUGACGGAGCUAGCCCGAGCUGCUGAUGCCUUGUUCUUCUCCCUUGCUCAAACUGACCUCAAAAACACCCAGAUGAACAAUAUCAUCACUGAGAAAUUGUUCCAGCUCUUUCGUGCCUCUGUUGAAGGAGUUGCGGCGUCCAACUCAAACACAAAUCUUAGGACGAUAUUCUACAGCAUUUGCUCGCAGUACCUAGGCCGCAUUACAUCCUCGGCUGGUGGCGUCUCGGAUGUAGACGUCAAAGCAAGGCGUAACAGUAUGGACUGUGUCCGGUCCAUGAGCCAGCGCGUCGUGCAAAUUUUGUGCGAUGAUGCGGAUGACGGAGUGGACGCUUGCAGGCUGAACGCCCUCAGUCUUCUGUCACUUCUGACAUCCCUGGCCCGCACAGAGAAAUCUAACUUGGUUCUCGAUUCGUUCGUCAAAGUCAAUGUGUUGGAGAUCCUAGUCGACCCCCUUAAGAACGUUGCGGAAGAGUUUCAGAGCUCGGAACCACUUUAUCGCCGCUCCCUUCUCUCCGUCUUCGAAGCACGUAUGUUUCUCCUUCUGCAGAUCUCACGCACCCGGGACGGCGCAGGAGCUCUCCUCGACGCAGGUCUCAUGUCUGCUAUCCGCGACUCAGUCCUCUUCCAAGCAGAUCCCGAUCUCGGCAUCUCGAUGGCUCCCACCUCUGGUGACACGGCCGAAUCCAAUACCUAUGCUGCCGACUCCGUCAUAUCGGCCCUCCACACAUAUUACGUCCUUUUGUCAUCAACCCUCCGCGUUCUUCUUUCCACAUUCCUCUCCAGAGGAGCUCAGAACGAGCAGAUUCAAUAUCUCGCCCGCUCCUUUUUGACCGAAUAUCGGCCGAAUAUGGUGGGUGUGUUCAAAAAGCAUGCAGGUGUAAGUGGCAAAGUGGACCAAGUGUUGAAACCAUUAGUGGAGGAAUGUGUGCGGUGUUAUACAGGCCUGGCUGCAUUAUCUGGCUUCGUGGACUUUGAGGAUCAAGCAGGAUUGGAUCCGGGACGAGAUGCCAGGUUCUCGUAAGUGUAUGAACAUGUGAAGAGUAGCUUAGGACAUAGUGUCAAGGUUCAUGAAGACAUGAGCAUUAGGAAAAUGAGCCGGAAGGAAUGGUUUUCUGAUCGCC
Cladophialophora immunda is the source of this 5214-nucleotide messenger RNA. RefSeq lists its product as uncharacterized. The transcript is spliced from 3 exons. The record is from RefSeq and is a predicted model, not a curated record. NCBI's taxonomy places the organism in Eukaryota, Fungi, Ascomycota, Eurotiomycetes, Chaetothyriales, Herpotrichiellaceae. Gene Ontology annotation, biological process: nuclear pore organization. Gene Ontology annotation, molecular function: structural constituent of nuclear pore. Gene Ontology annotation, cellular component: nuclear pore; nuclear pore inner ring. Bases 72 to 5114 code for a protein of 1680 amino acids.